Penaeus chinensis is the source of this 557-nucleotide messenger RNA. Its product is annotated as cuticle protein AMP4-like. The record is from RefSeq and is a predicted model, not a curated record. Gene Ontology annotation, cellular component: chitin-based extracellular matrix. The transcript is spliced from 2 exons. NCBI's taxonomy places the organism in Eukaryota, Metazoa, Arthropoda, Malacostraca, Decapoda, Penaeidae. The coding region runs from base 13 to 414 and encodes 133 amino acids. Gene Ontology annotation, molecular function: structural constituent of chitin-based larval cuticle.
CACUCAAGCAACAUGCAGCUGAUCCUCCUCGUCUGCCUGGCCGGCCUCGUGGCCGCCUCCCCAAUGCCCCAGUCGCAGAACCGCCACCCCGAAUACGACGCCGAAAUCCUGGUGGACGAGCGCGAGGACCGCGGCGACGGCAACUUCAGGUACCGCUUCGAGACCAGCAACGGUAUCAGGACUGAGAAGGUUGGCACUCCAGGCUCUCAGGGUCAGAGCAACAUGCAGGGAGCCUUCAGCUUCCCCUUCCCCGAAGGAGGAGUCGCCGAGUUCACUUACGUCGCCGACGAGAACGGCUACCAGCCUUCCUCCGACCUCCUGCCCGUCCCCCCUCCUCUCCCCCCUCACGUCUACAGACUCCUCGAGAUCGCCGAGCAACAGAGGGCUCAGGGAAUUACUUUUGAGAAGAAGUAAUAAACGUCAUUUUACCAAUAUUCAUCGUCAUCACUAAAACAGAAUAUACAGUUAUGCAUUACAUUAAUAGAAAAUGUACAUAGUGUAUGUGUGGAUAUUCGUGGACUGUAUAGGCAGCAUGUUUAAUAAAUGAGUUGCAUGAU